Pieris rapae (cabbage white) is the source of this 921-nucleotide messenger RNA. Its product is annotated as protein diaphanous homolog 1-like. The coding region runs from base 1 to 921 and encodes 306 amino acids. NCBI's taxonomy places the organism in Eukaryota, Metazoa, Arthropoda, Insecta, Lepidoptera, Pieridae. The transcript has a single exon. The record is from RefSeq and is a predicted model, not a curated record.
AUGCAGUAUCGGUUUUAUUGUACUUAUCUACUUUUAUAUCUAUCUUACACUGCAGCAAAGGAACCUGAGCUUCCAUUAUGUCCGACAAAUAUACAAUAUUUCCCUCAGAACCUGCCAAUGCAUUGCCGGAUGCCUACUGCUGCAGAUCUACAGAAUAAUCAAAUUCCAUCGAUGCCACCUUUUCCACCUCCGUUUUAUCAUACCCCGCCACCAGGAGCGGAUGCAGAACCAGUACCAAUACCAGUACCACCAGGAAUACCAGGAAUGCCGCCUGGUAUGAUUGCGCCGAUGCCCAUACCUGGAGGCAUGCCCGGAAGUAUGCCGAUACCUAUGCCAAUGCCAGGACCACCGGGGCCAGCCCACAAACUUCCAGUAAUUGUUAUGCCUUUCUAUUCACCAGACAACUCUUUCAAAAAGCCUCAACCAAGCCCUAGAAGACCGCAUCCAAGAAAAAAGUUUCGCUUUCGAAAACGACCAAAAUCACGAUAUUUUUCUGAUACGGAUUCGAGUUCGGAAACAGACACCUCCUCCAAUGACAUCACUGACACGUCUGAAAGUGACGGAUGGUGGAACGGAAGACGAAACCGGAAACCUCGAUCCAAUAAACGUCAUAGAGAAAAAAGGAGGAGACAUCAAAGACAAGAGUUACUGACGCCUGUAUUGCAGUAUGUCACUAAAGAUGGUUACGUAAUAUUUGAGAAGAAGAUAAGUAAAGGUGAGGCAAAGGAUUGGCUGAAGAUUAAAAAUGAUGGAAUUGAAGCAACAAAACCUCCAAAUCAAGAAAUAGAUGAGUUUGAAGAAGAACCCGUUGAAGUAAAGCCUGAUAAAGAAAUUGAAAAGGUUGAAGUAAAAACGGAAAGAAACUCUCAAAAACAGCAUAAAAAGAAGAAAUUUAGACUUCCAAAAAAAGCUGAAAAGUAA